Molecule: messenger RNA, 2055 nt
Organism: Ziziphus jujuba (common jujube)
Lineage: Eukaryota; Viridiplantae; Streptophyta; Magnoliopsida; Rosales; Rhamnaceae
Product: purine-uracil permease NCS1
Exons: 1
Coding region: 192-1901 (569 amino acids)
Biological process (GO): transmembrane transport; nucleobase transport
Cellular component (GO): plasma membrane
Molecular function (GO): nucleobase transmembrane transporter activity
Source: RefSeq, a predicted model, not a curated record
AUUUUCCACUGAAAUAAUAGAUAGAAUCUUCUUCGUACACACACACACAGGCAAAAAAAAAAAAAAAAAAAAGACUCUGCAACAUACCCAGCACUCGCUUAACCAAACUAUCCUCCAAUUGAUACAAAUGGAUUUCUAUUCCAUGCCCAUCUGAAAUUCCCUCAACUGAAUCACUCACCAUCACCAUUACUAUGGUGUCCAAAUGUCUCAGCUUCCAUCCUCAUCCUUAUGCCCACCUUUCCUUUCCUUUUUCCACUUCCAAUAAUCCAAAGCCUUCUCUCUUUCCCACCUCUCUUUCAUUCUCAGCCACAAAAUCAACCAAAGCCCCAUUCCCACGUCCCAAACCUCUUCUACUCAGAAGAAGGUGUUCUAUUUUCUCUCCCAUGGCAGCGACCAACACCCCAGCUGAUCUCCAACCCCAUGAUGGCUUCGAUCCCGAUCCGACCCUCAUCAACGAUGACCUCAAGCCAACGACACCAUCUCAGAGGUCGUUUUCAGGUUGGGAAAUGGCUAGCCUUUGGGUGGGUCUUGUUGUUGGGGUUCCAUCUUAUUACCUUGCAGGUAGUCUUGUGGACCUUGGCAUGGCUUGGUGGCAAGGAAUCGCCACGGUGGUUGCUGCCAAUAUCAUCCUUUUACUCCCACUGGUCCUUACUGGUCACCCUGGUACUCGCUAUGGCAUCUCUUUCCCAGUCCUUGCUCGUUCCUCUUUCGGUAUCCGUGGUGCUCAUAUUCCUACUCUACUCAGAGCUCUUGUGGGUUGUGGUUGGUAUGGGAUCGAAACCUGGAUUUGUGGUGACGCUAUUUUCCUUCUUUUACCAAAAGUCAUCAAAGAAUCUUCCAUGUCUAAGUCCCUACCUUGGCUUGGCGCUUCGCCUCUUGAAUUUGCUUGUUUUAUGGUGUUUUGGGUUGCCCAAUUGUCCUUUGUUUGGAAAGGUAUGGAUGGGAUUCGUGUGCUUGAAAAAUACUCUGCUCCUAUUCUGAUCCUACUCACUUCCUCCCUUGUCAUUUGGGCCUAUGUGCAAGCUGGUGGUUUUAGCCAUAUGCUUUCCUUAUCUUCUAGGCUCUCUUCCUCUGAGUUUUGGUCUCUCUUUUUCCCUUCCCUCACUGCAAAUAUAAGCUUCUGGGCUCCCGUUGCGCUAAAUAUACCUGAUUUCACUCGCUAUGCAAAGAGCCAAAAAGAUCAGAUUAUAGGUCAAGCAGGGCUUCCAAUUUUUAUGGGGGUUUUUACCUUCGUAGGAUUAGCCGUGACUUCUUCGACAAAAGUCAUUUUUGGGCGUGUAAUUUCCAACCCAAUUCAGCUUCUUGGGCAAAUUGGAGGGUUGUCAACAAUAAUUUUAUCGAUCUUUGGGAUCAGCCUUGCCACAAUUACAACCAACGUUGCUGCAAAUGUUGUGGCCCCUGCAAAUGCUCUUGUCAAUCUGAGCCCUUCAAUGUUCACCUUUAGGAGAGGAGCUCUUUUAACAGCUUUGCUUGGGAUCGCAUUUCAGCCAUGGAGACUUCUUCAAUCAAGUGAAAGCUUUGUUUAUACUUGGCUAGUUGGAUAUUCUGCUUUAUUGGGUCCAAUUGGAGGCAUAGUUUUAGCGGAUUACUAUCUUGUUCAGCAAACAAACUUGGGUAUAAAGGAUUUGUACUCUCUCAGCCCUUAUGGUGCUUACUAUUAUACAGGAGGCUAUAAUUUAGCUGCAAUGGCAUCUCUGGUCUUUGGGAUUUUGGCUGUGAUUCCUGGGUUUUUGCACAAAGUUGGAAUUCUUUCUACAGUUCCUGAUGCAUUUGUGGUUAUCUAUAACAAUGCUUGGUUUUUCAGCUUCUUCUCUGCAGGCUUUCUCUAUUGGCUACUGUCAAGUUUGACAAGGAAAAAGAACUUGGUUAAUGCAGACCCUCUCUUGCCCACAGAAAAUUGAAGUUUUUGUCGCCAUUUUAUCAGCACAACACAAAUAAAUUAUAUCACUUUCUAUGCAGUUUGAAAAGAAGAAUUGCUCAAUACACCUUUUGUAAUUUUCAAAUCUGGAAUUUCUCUUAUAGUGAAUACGAUUUUUGAUUUACGAGGUUGAAAAA